Cryptomeria japonica (Japanese cedar) is the source of this 1341-nucleotide messenger RNA. RefSeq lists its product as uncharacterized. The transcript has a single exon. Gene Ontology annotation, molecular function: uroporphyrinogen-III synthase activity. NCBI's taxonomy places the organism in Eukaryota, Viridiplantae, Streptophyta, Pinopsida, Cupressales, Cupressaceae. Bases 5 to 1009 code for a protein of 334 amino acids. The record is from RefSeq and is a predicted model, not a curated record. Gene Ontology annotation, biological process: tetrapyrrole biosynthetic process.
CGAGAUGGUAAGCGUGAUUGCUUGCAAUUUUAUCCCUUCCUCGAGGUUGUUUAGUUCUAAUUUUAACACUUAUCUUAAUAAGAACAAGACAACAAUGGUAAUGACUGUCCAGUCAUCCACAGAUGAAAAAGUGGGUGAGGAAAAAAUUAAAAGAUUGCUAGGCAGAAAAAUUGCAUUCACAACACCUUCUGAUUAUGCUACUAGGUUGAUCCAUCUGAUAGAGCAAGAAGGGGCAGAGCCCCUGUGGUGUCCUACUGUGGUAGUGGAAUUCACCGACCAUACGAAACAGCAAGUCUUCAAAUCCAUUUGGGAAGAAAACAAUGUAGGUACUGAAACUUUAUUUGAUCAGUAUUCUGCUAUUGCAUUCACAUCUCGUGCAGGAAUCACUGCUUUUGCACAAGCUCUUGAGGGCAGGGGAAAUCCUUUGAAUGAAAAAGGGGAUACAUUUGUUGUAGGAGCCCUUGGAAGGGAUGCCCAACUCGUCAGGGAUUUAAAAUUCUGUGUAGAGAAUCCUAGAGUGAAAACCCUAGUACCCACCAUAGCCACCCCCAAAGGUUUGGUUGAUGAAUUGGGUGAUGGGCACAGGCGCAAAAUCUUGUGCCCAGUGCCGUUAGUAUUGGGUUUGGAUGAGCCUUCCGUCGUUCCAGAUUUUCUUAUGGCCUUGCAAGCCAAGGGCUGGGAUGCCGUACGCUUGAAUGCAUAUGUCACUAGGUGGGCUGGCUCAGAUUGUGCACAAAUGUUGCUUGGGAUGAGUCAAAUCGAUGCAAUUGUGUUUACUAGCACAGCAGAGAUUCAGGGCCUAUUGAAGAGCCUUUGUUCUUUUGGUGUUGAUUGGAAUAUGUUUAAGGGUAGGCACCCUAUGGUGGUGGCUGCACAUGGGCCUGUAACAGCCUCCGGAGCACAGCGACUAGGUGUCCAGAUUGAUGUUGUUAGUAAACAAUUUCACAGUUUUGCAGGUGUAAUUGAUGCCCUUGCAUUGAGUUGGAGCUCCGUGAAUAAGAAAUUAUAAGAAUGCAUUGCAUUGUGGUUGAUUUCUAUUAAUCAGGAAGCCACAUAGUUACUUUCAUUGGGAGGCUACAUAGGGAAUUGCGGCAUUCUCAGCUAUUUGGACAAUCUGUUCCAUUUCACUACAGCAUUCUUUUAUCACUUUCUGAGCUCUAGUCGAGUCUCAGUAAGAGUAAGUGAGUGGAGUCUAAAAGUAUUCUCUGUAUCAUCUGGGAUUUUACAUUAAUAAUUAUCAUCCAAUGCUUUUAUUCACAAGUUUUCAGGUCUUCUUGAUAUCCUUACAUGGCAUCAAACGCUUGUAGCUUGAUUGCUCAAUAUAAAGUCUAAUUCUUGGUA